Messenger RNA from Otolemur garnettii (small-eared galago), 1881 nucleotides. It is a transcript of the gene EARS2, whose product is annotated as glutamyl-tRNA synthetase 2, mitochondrial. The record is from RefSeq and is a predicted model, not a curated record. Gene Ontology annotation, molecular function: tRNA binding; glutamate-tRNA ligase activity; ATP binding. The transcript is spliced from 9 exons. Bases 10 to 1593 code for a protein of 527 amino acids. NCBI's taxonomy places the organism in Eukaryota, Metazoa, Chordata, Mammalia, Primates, Galagidae. Gene Ontology annotation, biological process: glutamyl-tRNA aminoacylation.
ACGUGUGCGAUGCCAUCCCACAUGGCGGCGCUCUUGAAGAGGUUCCUGAAGUUUGGGAGGCCCUCGACUGCCUUAGGCAGUGGGCUGGCACGGCGCAAGGCGACCCUGGGAACAAGUCCCGGGGCUGCGGUGAGAGUACGGUUCGCCCCGAGCCCCACAGGCUUCUUACAUCUGGGUGGCCUCCGCACUGCCCUGUACAACUACAUCUUUGCCAAGAAACACCAGGGAAGCUUCAUCCUGAGGCUGGAGGACACAGAUCAGACCCGCCUUGUGCCUGGGGCAGCAGAGAAUAUUGAAGACAUGCUGGAGUGGGCAGGUAUCCCCCCUGAUGAGAGCCCCCGCCGAGGAGGUCCUGCUGGGCCCUACCAGCAGUCUCAGCGACUGGAGCUAUAUGCCCAGGCCACAGAAGCACUGCUGAAGACUGGAGCUGCUUACCCCUGUUUCUGUUCACCCCAGAGGCUGGAGCUCCUGAAGAAGGAGGCCCUACGAAACCGCCAGACGCCUCGGUAUGACAAUCGGUGCCGGAACCUGAGCCAGAAGCAGGUGGCCCAGAAGCUGGCCAAGGAUCCUAAGCCUGCUAUCCGCUUUCGCCUGGAAGAGGCAGCGCCAGCCUUCCAGGACCUGGUAUAUGGCUGGAAUCGACAUGAAGUGGCCAGUGUGGAAGGAGACCCAGUCAUUCUGAAGAGUGACGGCUUCCCCACAUACCACCUGGCUUGUGUGGUAGACGACCACCACAUGGGCAUCAGCCAUGUGCUGCGGGGUUCUGAGUGGCUUGUCUCCACCUCCAAGCACCUGCUUCUCUACCAAGCCCUGGGCUGGCAGCCACCUCAGUUUGCCCACCUCCCCCUACUUCUCAACAGGGAUGGCAGCAAGCUGUCCAAGCGGCAGGGGGACAUUUUCCUGAAGCACUUUGCCACUGUUGGCUUCUUGCCUGAUGCUCUCCUGGAUAUCAUCACCAACUGUGGCUCAGGGUUUGCAGAGAAGCAGAUGGGCCGGACUCUGCCGGAGCUGAUAACACAGUUCAACCUGAUGCGGGUCACCUGCCACUCAGCUCUGCUGGACCUGGAGAAGCUCCCAGAAUUCAACAGGCUGCACCUCCAGCGGCUGGUGAGCAGUGAGACCCAGAGGCACCAGCUGGUGAGGACACUGCAGGCCCUCGUGGAGGAGGCGUUCGGGAGCCAGCUGCAGGACAGAGACAUCCUCGACCCAGCCUAUAUGGAGAGGGUCCUCCUGCUAAGACAGGGCCACAUUUGCCGCCUGCAGGAUUUAGUCUCUCCAGCAUACUCCUACCUGUGGACUCGCCCUGCUGUGGAUCGAGCACAGCUGAGCGCCAUCUCAGAGAAUGUGGAUGUGAUUGCCAAGCGCAUGCUGGGACUUUUAGAAAGAUCUUCUACGAGCUUAACUCAAGAAGUGCUGAGUGGAGAAUUGAAGAAGUUGUCAGAAGGCCUGGAAGGCACCAAGCACAGUAACAUAAUGAAGCUCCUUCGACUGGCCCUCAGUGGACAGACGCAAGGACCUCCUGUUGCUGAGAUGAUGGUGUCCUUGGGACCAAAGGAAGUGCGGGAACGAAUCCAGAAGGUGCUUUCCAGCUAGAGAGAGGAUGUGCAGGAUGGUGCAUAUGGCCCUAGGAAUCUGCGCCCUUGAGAACUGUCUCCAGAGAAGAGAAGGAGGCCUGAGGCCCAGGAAGAAGCUCACAGAAGGAACUAAGCAUGGAAACAGAAUUUGACUACACACUGCAUAUGUAGGGCUCCACAGUGGGCCUGGCCUUGACACUUGGCUAGUAAAGCCCAACCUAUCUCCCCUCCUUGACUCUGGAAGGAAGGCCUGCUGUCUGUUUUUUGAGACAGUCUCACUAGUCACCUGGGGUUGAGUGCCAUGGCA